This is a messenger RNA of Pangasianodon hypophthalmus (striped catfish), 6338 nucleotides long. It is a transcript of the gene asxl1, whose product is annotated as ASXL transcriptional regulator 1. Gene Ontology annotation, molecular function: DNA binding; peroxisome proliferator activated receptor binding; chromatin binding. Gene Ontology annotation, biological process: animal organ morphogenesis; positive regulation of transcription by RNA polymerase II. Gene Ontology annotation, cellular component: PR-DUB complex. NCBI's taxonomy places the organism in Eukaryota, Metazoa, Chordata, Actinopteri, Siluriformes, Pangasiidae. The transcript is spliced from 13 exons. The coding region runs from base 592 to 5664 and encodes 1690 amino acids. The record is from RefSeq and is a predicted model, not a curated record.
AGCUUGCUUGUGUAGUGAAGGGUUGGCUGCAUGCACGGUCUAUGGUUGGCUGUGGGAGGAAAAAAAGCGAGUUUAAAAGAGGGGGAUGGGGCAAUGAGUUGUUUUGUGUUGCAUUCCUGCAGUGUGCUUGACCUUUGACCUCGUUGUUGUGCUCUCUUCUCCUCGCAUACCAAAGUGAGGGGUUUUCCCUGCAGUAUGCCAGAAGGAGGUAGCUCGCACGCGCUGCGCCCUGGACGUGUUUACUAGCUACUAGCUUACAAAAGGCUCGCGCUGUUUACCUACCUGAAUCUGCAGUUAGCUAGCUAGCAACGAGGGAUUACUUCAUUAUUAUUAUUUUUAACCGAGGCGCGCGUGUUGCAUUGUAGGAGGCCGAGCAGGAAAACGUCUUCUCUGUCGGUGCAAGAAAAAAAAAAAGCCCGGAGGAAAAAGGAGGAGUAGGUGUGGAGUGUUUUGGAUAUCGCAGCGAGCUCGCUCAGGUCACUCUGCUCCGCGCACUAGCUCUCGAGCUGUUUCACGCGCACACGUUUUCCCAUCCAGCGCUCGCCGAUUAUUCGGCAUAGCCGCCGCAGAAACACGGAGAAGACCGAGGAAAUGAAGGACAAACAGAAGAGGAAGAAGGAGCGCACGUGGGCCGAGGCUGCUCGCAUGGUUCUUGAGAACUUCUCGGAUGCCCCAAUGACGCCUAAACAGAUCCUUCACGUCAUCCAGACAAAGGGACUGAAAGAAAUGAGAAGCGGCACAGCCCCACUGGCCUGCCUGGUUACCAUGCUCCACUCCCAGGUGAGGGGCGAUAGGGUGAAGAACAGCAUCUUCUUCAAGCUGCCAGGAAGAAUGAGCCUUUUUACACUAAAGAAAAAUGCCCUCCAGUGGACGAAGAACCCAUCAGGUUCUGAGGCUUCAGACCCAAAUGCUGCACCAGCAGCUUCCUCCACAGCUACGUUCGGGGCAGCAGAGGGGGCCGAGCAGGAGAGUGGUGACUCCACAGAAACAACGGCUGCUAGUGGUGAGAAUGAUGCUUCAGUGGAUGAGACUUCCUCCAGUGCCUCCUGCUCCACAGAGCCACAGACACGACUAAGUCGAUCCUCACAGUCAGGGAGACAGAGGAAGAAAUCUGUUAUGAUGCCUCGUGUGGUUCUUACUCCACUGAAGGUCAACGGUGAACACGUCCCAUCAGGAGCUGCGGGGAGGCGCAGGGAAGGGUCUAGGGGGGGUCCAGGCCCAGCACUUCGAGCCCGCUCCGAGCUGGGCUGGAAACGCCCCCAGCACUUCAAGAGCAUGCGUGGCCUACGUUCAGGACCCAUGAAGAGGAAUAGGGGUGGUGUGGAGGUGGACUUUGAGACCCCAGGCUCAAUCCUGGUCAACACCAACAUCCGUGCAUUAAUUAAUACACGCACAUUUGCAGCAUUUCCUCCUCACUCUCAGCAACAGCUCCUUCAACUUCUCCCUGAAGUAGAUAGACAGGUUGGUCCUGAUGGUCUUGCCCGACUCAGCAGUUCAGCACUGAAUAACGAAUUUUUCACUCAUGCCUCUCAAAGCUGGAAAGAGAGGCUCGCCGAAGGUGAGUUCACACAUGAGAUGCAGGUUCGCUUUAGACAAGAGAUGGAAAAGGAAAAGAAAGUGGAAGCAUGGAAGGAGAAAUUCUUUGAAGAGUAUCAUGGCCAAAAAUCUGGCUUAACCCGUGAGGAGGCAUUAAAACUGACAAUGAGUGAUGCAGGAGAUGUUUCUGGGUCAGUCCUUGGGGCUGAUACUGCUGCAGCCACACCCAAGAGGAGAGGCGUUGGAAGACGACGAAGGGAGGGUCGUAUUAGGAGACGAUCACGUGCUGACCUCAGACGCAGGGCGCGCCGCCCACUCUGCAAGACCACUCCUGCAGCAGUGGCUCAAGAGCAGGCAGAGACCCAGGCAGCUUUGGAAGUUGUGGCCCCAACUACAUCACCUGUCCCAGAAACCAGCACAGUGCAGGCAGAGGUUGUCCUUCAAGCCGAAUCAGAAUCAGAAGCACCAGUGGAGACACUCUGUACAGAGGCAGCUCCCUCCCCUGCCCCUGUGUCUACUCCUGCUCCUGCCUCUACAAGCUCAACCUGCGAUGAACCAGAAGGUUCCACCAGCCUGCUGCCUGAAGUUGUUGAACCAACUGUGGCCUCCACCUCCUCGCCUUCUUCAUCCUCUUCCUCAACAUCCUCAUCAUCCUCUCCAUCUUCAUCUCCUUCCUCUACCUCUGACCAGCAAGGAGCCUUUGCUGCUAGCUCUGACUCAUCAUCUUCCUCCUCAUCCUCAACUGCUGCUGUUGCCACUGACCCACUGGAUGAUGGUGCCUCGAUCACCACUGGCACAGCAGGCACCGGUGCGAGCAGCAGGGAGAGCAGCCCUGCAGCAAGUCCUGCUACAGCCAGCCCUGCUAUCCAGCUCAAGGAACAGAAGAGGAGACCCGACGAGUCCCAGGCCUUCACCAGCUUUCCCGAGAAGAGGGCACGACUGGAUGAGCAUCAGUCCUUUCGUAACACAGUUGACUGUGUGCACUCAGAAAAGCCGCAGCCUACAACAGAGGAACCCAAGGUCCCGCCAAUCCGGAUUCAGCUCUCCCGGAUCAAACCUCCGUGGGCCAAAGGGCCGCCAACGUACCAAAUCUAUCCCCGCAUCGUGCCCCCCAACGAGGGGUCGCGGCGCAGUGGGACGGGGGCGCGCACCUUGGCGGACAUCAAGGCCCGUGCCCAGCAAGCCCGUGCACAGCGGGAAGCCGCUGCUGCUGUUGCAGCCACUGGGGACGGGGCAGGGCCUGGGGGGGGCGGCCCGGGGGGUGGUACUGGGAUACCGGAUUGCUCCAGCGGGAGGCGUUCGAGAGAGCACCCGGGUCCCGUUGAACCUGGAGGAGGAGGAGGAGGAGGAGGAGGAGGAAGAGUUGAUGUGGAGGACCAGGAAUCGCCUGCAGGCUCUCAUUCGUCUGGAGCACAACUACAGCUAUCCAAUGUAGAAACUCCAGAAAAACUCCAAGCCUGUACCCCACAACCUAUGCCAUCUCCAUCGUCUGUAUCCUCCAAUCCUUCAGUGCUACCCUCUGAGUCCCCUAAAACCCUCACACCAUCACCAACUGAGACAGACAGUCCAGCCUCCCAGGACCAGGUGGAUGAUAUCUGUGGUGGGGAGGAGGUGACUGUCAGCUCCAGUGAUAAAGCCUCCGAGCAGACCUCAGACACUCCUGUGCCUACUCCCAGUGAGCCUGAGUCUGUAGGUAGUCAACAAGAGAGUAGGGUUGAAGAAGCAGAUUCAAAUGACAGCAGAACAGUGACUCCCAAUUACACAGUUACACCAGUGUCCAGUGAAGCAGUAAAUCUUGUUCCCACAUCGAUACCUGACUCAUUGCCUAGGUUUGGUGCCCAAGGUGUGGAUGUGAUCAGAACCUUGGCAGCAUCAUCUCAGCCUUGGGAAGGUGAGCAGAAUUUGGGUGAACAUCGUUCUGGCACUACUGGGGUCAUUCAGCAUGGGUCAGAUGUGAAAGCCCCCAAAGAGACAUUUGUUGCAGCCCGCAAUGGUUUUGUAGGUGGUGUGGAGGAUCAUGUGGUUAGGGAGAGAGUGCUGCAAGAGCACAAGAGUGCAGAGAUUGAAACUGAUGGUAAAUAUGUAAGUUCCCUCCCACGUCUACCAAAUAAUAUGAGAGAGGAAGAUAAUGGUGUGCACAGUGACUCCACAGAGACAGCAUCAGACUUUGAGAAUGAAACUCAAGAGGACGAUACAGUGGACUGGCACAGAACAAUGGACCAUAAUGGAGCGCAGGGUCAGAAUACAAAGUCUCAGAAUCAGCCUGUCAUUCAGACACCAAAUCGUCUUACAUCAUGCACUUUGAGCUCUCCCCAGCAUCAGCAGCCUGUCAUCCAGGCCCAUGUCUCUAACCCUGCCCACAGCCAAACUGUCAUUCAGGCUCGUUUCCCCAAUGGUGUGCCAAACCAGCCUGUGAUUCAGACACAAAAGCACCAUUCAGUCCACACCCAUGGCAUAAACCAUGUACAGGAGCAAAACUCCAAUGCCUUGACCCAAGUCCAUGUGCAACCAUAUCUCAUGCAUGUAGAGAAGGACCAAAGCAAGGCUCACGGUCUAAAUGAGAGUAGCGGUGGAGGAAAGCCAUUUAUCCCAACAGAAGAUGAUGCAAAACCUUUCUGCAGAGCUCCUACAGAUGAUUCUGGGUUAAAAAACUCUGCCAAUCUUUCUGCUGUUAAGAGAAUUCAAGGUACUGCACGACCUGUAUCCUCUGUAGAGGCAAACAACCCUCUGGUUACCCAGCUUCUUCAAGGGAGCCUGCCUUUGGAGAAAGUCCUACCCCAGUCACAUUCCGCAAGUAAGCUGGAGAUAAACAGACUCCCAGGGGCACCAGCAGGCUUGCCAUCCAACCGCCAGCCUGGAGGAUCUCCCAGAAACAUGGCUUCCCGCUUCAGAGCCCCAACUGAAACAGGAGGAACUACAGAACCUGCUGGUUCAGACUUUCAGCACAAAGCCCCUUCUACUCUUCAGUCACCUGUGCCUGGAAGGAGUUACGGUCCCUCACCACCUGCCACUUCACAGUCUCGAAUGGCUUGCUUGCUUGAUGAAGCCAGCUCCCGUGGCACAGUUGUCCAGCAGUUUGUUCCUCAGCAGUCAGGGAGCGUUGUGCCUCCUGGUGCAGUACCUGUCAUCACCUCCCUUCCAUCCACUUCUUCCUCUUCUAGGCAUUCAGUGGACAUGAACUCUCAAAGUGCACAAGCUUUGGAGUCAGCUGUGAUAAAAGAGCACCAUAUCCCUCAGCCUUCAUGUGGUGACACUCCAGAGAGGCAAGCAGCUGGUCUUCAGCAACACUCUAUUAACCUCUCCCAGCCAAUCUGCAGAACCACACCUGAUGCUCCCUCCCCUCCACAUGGUGACCUUUGUCCUUCUGAAGUUGUACCUACUGUUAAGAUCAGCUGGCGCCCAUCAAAAUCACAGCCACCCCAACCUCAGUCGUAUCAGCAGCAGCUCUCUCAUGGGGCUAGUGUAAAAAAUGAAGUCUCCUCACGCCCCUCGUGCCAGCAAGCUCUCACCAAAAAUUCACAGGCUCCAGUGGGUGGCAAUGGCUCUGUUGUUGUAACCAAAAAAGAACCCCAGAGCUCCACAGACAGUUACACAGGAAGUGGGGGAGCCAUGGAAGGACUGCUUAACAUGGAAAUGUCACUUGCAAGAAUGGCAAAAAAAGAGCAAGGUAAAAAUCUUUACACCCGUCAUACAGACUCCUCAGUCUCACCUGUGUCCUCUUCUCCUUCCUCUACCUCUGCCUCGUCGUUUCCCUACCAUCUGUAUGGAAAGCUGCCUAAAUUGCAGCAGAGUGGAGGUGGAGGUGUACUGAGUGGAGACACUGGAGGAGGGUCCUCAUCUGGCUUCAGCUACACAGCUAAUGUCUCUGUAGUGGACGGUAGUGGUUUCUCACGCAGCAUAGCAGAUAGUGUGCUGCAACUGCGGCCACGCGUUAGUGUUGGUAACACUGGAAGCCAGAGCACUGCCCUUAGCAUCCAGGCAUUUGCUGACAGUGCAGCAGAGGAGGUGGCUCUUAAGUGCUCCUGCCGCCUCAAGGCCAUGAUUAUGUGCCAGGGGUGCGGUGCCUUCUGCCAUGACGAUUGCAUCGGCCCUUCCAAACUCUGUGUUUCCUGUCUGGUGGUCAGAUAGUGUGUUACAGCACCUCUGAACUGAGUCUAAGUCAGGGCUAAUGCACUGGCUUCCCAAGACUCUACCUGUUCUCAGAAACCAGAGGAACUUUUGGACUCAAUUGAGCAAAGAAUAUAUGGUAGAACUCUUGGUGUGGAUACCUGGCCUGAUUUUUUGAUGUUGGACAAAGCAAAACAAUAGGGCUGGUAGAUGCCCUGCAAGAUCAAAUUUAGUCUGUAUUUUUGCUUCAUAUUUUUUUCUAUUGCUGUUAUGAUGGUGUUAUGAUGUGUAUUAUUAUUGUUAUUAUUAUUAUUAUUAUUAUUAUGAUUAUUAUAAUUAUUGUUGGUAUUAAGUGAAUUUACAUGGCACAGCUGAUUGUAGAUUGUGCCUUUUCUUUCUUUCCCACAAAACAUUUACCUCAUCUACUUGACACCAAUCAUUGGUUCAGUGUGAAAAUGGUGGUGUUCAUGUUUGCGUUUUUCUCUCACCUACCUCUCUGAAAAGAGAGAGUGAAGAGUUGUUUUGCGCAUCUUGUCUUGCAAAGAAAUAUUUUUUUAAAUCAUUAAACAAGCCAAUUCUUUUGUUAUUUUGUAAGUGCUUCCUUUCCUUUUUUUAUUUUCUUAUCCAAAGUGAAGUCCAGUCUGUACUUGGCGGUUAAGCACAGUAUUCUAAUCUAAUAAAGCUGACAAUGAACA